AUGAGCAUAUUUCUAGAGCCGUUUGUCGAUCAUAUGAAUAUCAUUUCAAGCAAUGGAGUCGAGUGCACCAUAAAUGAAACAAAACUAAACAUAAAAAUAUAUCCUUUAGUUUGUUGCGUUGAUUCCGUUGCCCGCGCGCCAGUACAGGGAUUCAUACAAUUCAACGGUCGGUUUGGAUGUUCCCAGUGCCUUCACCCUGGAGAAUGGACUCGAAGUGAUCCGAAUAAACCACGAUCAGGAAGUAUUAAGUAUCCUUUAAUGGAUGAAAUUCCAAAAGAAAGAAACGCGACUGGUACUGUAAACCACAUAAAAAAAGCUGUUGAGAAAAAAAAAUAG
Molecule: messenger RNA, 336 nt
Organism: Leptopilina boulardi
Lineage: Eukaryota; Metazoa; Arthropoda; Insecta; Hymenoptera; Figitidae
Exons: 1
Coding region: 1-336 (111 amino acids)
Source: RefSeq, a predicted model, not a curated record